CACCGUUGGCGCUCCUCCCGCCCGCCCCGCUCUCUCAAAAGUAAACCCCUCCCUCCUCUUCCUCCUGCCCAGAACCCAACGGUCACUCACUCUUCCCCAUCGACCAACCAGCCAGCCAGCCCAGCUACCCACAUUUUCCCAGGCCUUCGUCUGCCACUGCUUCCGAUCGCUCCACACCCGAGACCAAGACGCCAAAAACACCCGCACAGAGACGCUCGAUCACCACGCGCGCGCCAUUUCUUUGCUCCCCCGCGCACGUCUCGAUCGCCGGGUGCGGAGCUUAACCCGGCCGCCGGCCGAGGCACGGAGCGGAAACGACGACACGGCACAGUAGAUCUGCCACGCACGCGCGGCUGCUGGGGCUCGGUGCGAUGGGGAGCGGGGAGGAGGAGAGGGGCGGCGCGAGCGAGGCCGCCUUCACGGACUCGGCCGACGGGAGCAGCUCCAGCUCCGACGCCGCCUCCACCGACGACUGGCCCGCCCUCGCGCUGGCAGCACCCAAGAAGACGCCGGCCUGCGGCGGCGCCCCCGACGCCGAGAUGAGCGGCAAGCAGAAGCGCAGGGCUGGGCCAGAGAUGGAGCUGAUGAAGGAGAGGUUCGCGAAGCUGCUGCUGGGCGAGGACAUGUCCGGGAGCGGCAAGGGCGUCUGCACCGCGCUCGCCAUCGCCAACGCCAUCACUAACCUCUGCGCUACCAUCUUCGGGCAGCUGUGGAGGCUGGAGCCGCUCCAGCCGGAGAAGAAGGCCAUGUGGCGGCGGGAGAUGGACUGGCUGCUCUGCAUCAGCGACCACAUCGUCGAGCUCGUCCCCACCUGGCAGUCGUUCCCCGACGGAACCAGGCUUGAGAUCAUGACAAGCAGGCCACGGUCAGAUUUGUACAUCAAUCUGCCGGCGCUUCGGAAGCUAGACCACAUGCUCCUCGAAAUCCUGGACAGCUUCAGGGACACUGAAUUUUGGUACGUCGACCAAGGGAUAUGCGCGGCGGACUGCGACGGCUCAGCCUCGUUCCGGGCGGCCUUCCACCGCCGCGACGACAAAUGGUGGCUGCCGGUGCCCCGGGUGCCACCCGGGGGCCUCCGCGACAAGACGAGGAAGCAGUUGCAGCACAAGCGCGACUGUGCGAACCAGAUCCUCAAGGCUGCAAUGGCCAUCAACAGCAACGCCUUGGCAGAGAUGGAUGUCCCCGAGUCGUACCUCGACUCCCUGCCAAAGAACGGGAGGGCGACUUUGGGCGACGUGAUAUACCGCUACAUAACGUCGGAUCACUUCUCCCCCGAGUGCCUUCUCGACAGCCUAGACCUGUCGACGGAGUACCAGGCCCUGGAGAUUGCCAGCCGUGUCGAGGCAUCGGUCCACGUGUGGCGCCGCAGGGUGCCCGCGAAACCGGUGAACGGCUUAGGCCGCACCGCCAGCGCAAGGUCGUGGAGCAUGGUGAGAGACAUGCUGAUGGACUCGGAGAAGAGGGAGCUGCUCGCGGAGCGAGCAGAGGGCCUCUUGAUAUGCCUCAAGCAGAGGUUCCCUGCACUGACGCAGACAAGCCUGGACAUGAGCAAAAUUCAGUACAACAAGGAUGUGGGCAAGUCGAUCCUGGAGAGCUAUUCGAGGGUUUUGGAGAGCCUGGCUUCGAACAUCGUGGCGCGCAUCGACGAUCUUCUCAACAUCGACGAGCUGAACAGGCACGUGGAGCAACUGUCGUCGGGUGAAGCCGACCUGAAGAUGGCGUGCGGCAGGGCUGUGGUGCCGCCCUACCAGCAGGUGCCUGCCUCGGGCACGCCGUUCGUGACGGCGUACGCCACGCCGAGCUUCUCCCCGGGGCGGCUGUCGAGCCCGAGGACCUCGGUCGGUGCCGGCAGACGGUCUCAGGGCAGCAGGGCUGCCGCCGCCGCGAAGAAGGCCUUGACGGACCAUCUCAGCCCGUCGGAGGUCAGGGGGAUGAUCAUCGUGAACCGGAGCACGAUGAUCGAUGUCUCGACGACCACGGACCUGUGAGGCUAGGCCAGUGGACGGCUCGUAGAAUUGCUUGUCCCUCUGUGCAUAAGUGUGUCCUUCAUUUGUGCUCACGUUCUUACUGUGUCUUUAACUCUUAGUGCUUAGCUAUGGAGUACCGCUGCUGCUUCUUUUUGCGAGAAGAAGCUGCUAUGUAUCGUUGCUCGCCUUCAAUAGAAGAAUGGAAAAGAAAAACGAAGUGUCCUGCUGUUUGCA
Molecule: messenger RNA, 2201 nt
Organism: Aegilops tauschii subsp. strangulata
Lineage: Eukaryota; Viridiplantae; Streptophyta; Magnoliopsida; Poales; Poaceae
Product: rop guanine nucleotide exchange factor 7
Molecular function (GO): guanyl-nucleotide exchange factor activity
Source: RefSeq, a predicted model, not a curated record